AUGGUCCGCACCCUCGCAGGCAAAACUGUCCGCACCCUGAGAGCCCGAACGUCCGCACCUCGCCGAUGUGAGGACUUGCCCAAGUAUCCGCAGGCUCGUAAGAGGUAUGCGCGGGUAUGCGUUCGAAUGUCCGCACCUCGAAGGUCAAGGUCCGCUGCUGGCUCGAACGUCCGCAGGCACAAACACCAUCCUCACGUGCGAGUAUCCGUAAGAGGUAUGCGCGGGUAUGCGUUCGAAUGUCCGCACCUCGAAGGUCAAGGUCCGCUGCUGGCUCGAACGUCCGCAGGCACAAACACCAUCCUCACGUGCGAGUAUCCGUAA
Messenger RNA from Coprinopsis cinerea okayama7#130, 321 nucleotides. RefSeq lists its product as hypothetical. The transcript has 3 exons. Bases 1 to 321 code for a protein of 106 amino acids. NCBI's taxonomy places the organism in Eukaryota, Fungi, Basidiomycota, Agaricomycetes, Agaricales, Psathyrellaceae. The record is from RefSeq and is a predicted model, not a curated record.